Periophthalmus magnuspinnatus is the source of this 1545-nucleotide messenger RNA. RefSeq names its product tripartite motif containing 13 (gene trim13). Gene Ontology annotation, molecular function: zinc ion binding. The transcript has 2 exons. The record is from RefSeq and is a predicted model, not a curated record. NCBI's taxonomy places the organism in Eukaryota, Metazoa, Chordata, Actinopteri, Gobiiformes, Gobiidae. The coding region runs from base 133 to 1320 and encodes 395 amino acids. Gene Ontology annotation, biological process: innate immune response; positive regulation of macroautophagy; positive regulation of canonical NF-kappaB signal transduction.
UAAAAGAUUUGCUGCUUUAAAACGUCUUUAGAGUGAGUCAAAGGGUUAACUCUGUACCCGGAAAACGAUGAAGUCUGCACAGCAACAAGCGCCAUUAUUGCGUUGCACAGCGCGUCUCAGCAGCUGGGCGCAAUGGAGCAGCUGGAGGAGGAACUUACGUGCCCGAUCUGCUGCUGUCUGUUUGAAGACCCGCGGGUGCUCCUGUGUUCUCACAGCUUUUGCAAGAAAUGCCUGGAGGGGUUGUUGGAGGGAAACCGAGGUCUUGCAUUCAGGACACCUUUGAAAUGUCCCACCUGCCGCAAAGAAACACCCCACAAUGGAGCAAACAGCAUGCAAAUUAACUACUCUUUGCGUGGAAUCGUGGACAAGUAUAGCAAGAUCAGACAAUUUCCCAAAAUGUCAGUUUGUAAACAGCACUGUGGACAACCACUUAACAUUUUCUGUGCUACGGACCUAAAACUCAUCUGCGGCUUUUGCGCAACGACCGACGAGCACAGGGGGCACAGGUUCAGUUCACUAGAAGACGCGUUUAAGCGCGAGAAGGAAUCGUUUGAGGAGCUGCAGCGCGGGGUGGAGAGCUGGCAGAGCGCAGACAUCCUGUCCUGCCUGGAGACUCUGCAGGCAGGAAAGAAGAAGGCGCUCCAAUCAGUGAGCAGAGACGCAGAGAAAGUGACCGACUACUUUGACAAACUGAUUAGCACCAUUGAAUGUAAAAAGAACGAGAUUCUUUCUGACUUGGAGACACUAAAGUUAGUGGUGAUGCAAGCAUAUGAUCCGGACAUCACGAGGCUGAGUGCGGCUCUGGAGGAGCAGGAGCGCGCUCUGAGCAUGGCAGAGUCUUUCAAGAGCAUCACGGACCCACUGUGCUUCCUGCAGCAGAUGCAGGAAUUCCGUGCUAAAUUCAGGGUCCUCAGAGAAACCCCACUUCCCAGCUGUAAAGAUAUGGACAUAGGACCACUCGUGCGUAAUUUCGAUGUGAAAAAGUGGGACUCACUGAGGCUCAAAGAAGUAGAUAAAAUAAGCGUCCCUCACGAGAAGGUGUCAUACAAGUCUGGCUGCGCGCGGGUCACAGCUCCCAAGCUGAUGGCUUUAUUUCUGCUGCUGUCAGUCGCUCUGGGCCUGUCUCUGUCCACGCACAUCCUCACAGCCUCCGCACAGCUCCGCUCUGAGCCGCUGCUCAGCGCUGUCACAUCCCAGCUCUCUCAGGGCGCCGUGUUUGUGCGCCACCUGGCCUCAUCAUCCACCAGUUUAUUAAGUGUAGGCCAGCAAUGCUUCAUAAACAUCAUGGACUCUGCUGUCAAAUUCUUCAGCUUUUAUUAAUUUAAGACACGCAUGAACAUAGACUUCUGUUAUUGUGGCAAUCAUCAUUUUCCAUGUUUUCUGGUGAUACAUCUUCGUUAAAUGCAGUCAACGUUUCUUGGUGAUAUUUAAUUCCAUGAGUUUUAUAGAUUCUCUUUCUUUUGAUAUGACAAUUUUAUAACACUAAAAAGUAUAACUAAAUAAAUUUGACGAGCAGUAAAACAAAAUUGCGUGAUGUUUUAUGCG